This is a messenger RNA of Xenia sp. Carnegie-2017, 1627 nucleotides long. Its product is annotated as isoaspartyl peptidase/L-asparaginase-like. The coding region runs from base 331 to 1326 and encodes 331 amino acids. The record is from RefSeq and is a predicted model, not a curated record. The transcript is spliced from 8 exons. Gene Ontology annotation, molecular function: hydrolase activity. Lineage: Eukaryota; Metazoa; Cnidaria; Anthozoa; Malacalcyonacea; Xeniidae.
UUGCAUGUUGCUCUCCUGCAGAAGAAUAAUUUCAUUGAACGAUUGAAGUGUAUGAGGAACAAACAGAUGUUUCAGGUCUAUAUCGUUAUAACAAGGAAGUAUUUCAACUUAACCCACAGGAGAGUAAAUUCAUUUGGCAGUCAGUAAAAUAAGAUCAACAGACAGAACAGAAGCUCCUUUUCCAUCUCGUUCAAACAAGAAAGAAACGUACAGUUCCUUUCAGUCAGUACAAUACGGAAAUCAAGAAAGUUGGUCUUGUCUCUGAACUUUUCUAAAGAAAGCACGAGCAAAAAAAAACAAGAAAAACGUUUGUUCAAUAUUUUUAACAUAAUGGAUUUCGAUGGAGCCCACGCAAUUAUUGUUAUGGGAGGAGUCUAUAGCAACUAUAUUAGAGAACAUAUCAGUAAUGAAUACCUUGAAAAACUGAAAGAAUCAGCCAGAGAGGGAUAUGCGGUCUUAACGAAUGGUGGCACUGCUGUUGAUGCUGUUGAGAAAGCAGUUAGUAUUUUAGAGAGCAGUGACUUAUUUAUGAUAGGUCGUGGAUCUCCAUUGAACAGUGAAGGAGAAGUUGAAUGUGAUGCAAUGAUUAUGGAUGGGCACAAUUUAAAAACAGGUGCUGUAAUUUCUGGUCGAAAUUUCAAAAAUCCAGUUUUUCUUGCUCGAAAAGUAAUGGACAAAACACCACAUUGUGCUCUUAGUGGUGAUGGUGCUCUGAAAUUUGCUAAGGAUAAUGGAUUGGAUUGGUGUGAACCGAAUGAAUUGUUAAAUGAACAGAGACGUCUUCCACAUAAAUAUUUCAAUGAUUAUUCGAGAUAUUUUAUGGAGGGAGGAGCUUUUCCUGCUGAUGCGCCUGAAAUUAUACCUGAAAAAACUGACACUUGCGAUUGUGCAUGUGCUGUUGCGAUUGAUAGAGAUGGCAAGUUGGCAUGUGCAACGUCAACAGGAGGUAUUGCCGGCAAACUUAAAGGUCGUAUUGGUGACACUGCAUUAGUUGGUUGUGGAGGAUAUGCAAAUGAAAAAGGAGCAGCUGCAGUAAAUGGUCUUGGAGAGAAAUUGAUAAAAUUGAACUUUACAAGACAAGUUGUAAUUGAAAUAGAAAAUGAAAAUAGUGCCCAGGAAGCUGUACAGAGUGCUGUGAACUUAGUUCAACAAAGACAAAAUGGACUCGCUGGAGGAAUUGCCAUCGACAGACAUGGAAAUAUUGGAAAGGCAUUUAAAAAUGACCUCAUGCCUUGGGUUAGCAUCAAAAAGGAUGAAGUGAGAUUGGGGUUGAAAAGGGAUGAAGAAGGAAACUAUCCUAUUAUUGAAAACAUUGGCGAUGUAUAGUUUAUGAUUUAUACAUGAAUUAAUAUUCAUUCACAAUCAUGCACUGUUUAAUUUUAGCAUUUGAAACUAAAUAUUCACAAUUCACACAAACAAAUAAACAUUACAACAAUCAUAAUCAUUUAUACGCGUACAUAAUUAUCGUACGUAAGUACAGUAUUGUGCUGCAUCGGUUAGUCAUAUCAUAUUUUCCUUCAUUGUUGAACUAUAAUAUUUGAAACAAUGCAUUUUUAAUUAUUCACAUGAUAAAAGAAAAUUAUUGUUGCUUAAAUUUCUUCACUUCAAAUAUUGUCUGAAAAGGAAA